This is a messenger RNA of Ziziphus jujuba (common jujube), 1926 nucleotides long. Its product is annotated as putative BPI/LBP family protein At1g04970. NCBI's taxonomy places the organism in Eukaryota, Viridiplantae, Streptophyta, Magnoliopsida, Rosales, Rhamnaceae. Gene Ontology annotation, molecular function: lipid binding. The coding region runs from base 76 to 1530 and encodes 484 amino acids. The record is from RefSeq and is a predicted model, not a curated record. The transcript has 6 exons.
UCUCCACUAACUUUUUCUCUGUGCCAAACCCAGUGCGGUUGUUCUUCUGCUCAAACCCAACAACCUCCAUACUCCAUGGCACCACCACUACCUACUAUUCUCCUGCUUCUCAUGGCCUCGUUUUUCAUUCCGACACAUACCCAUCUCGAUUCCACUGACCAGGCCUUCACGUCCCUUGUUAUUUCCCAACAGGGUCUUGAUUUUCUCAAGGAUUUGCUCACGUCCAAGGCUGUUUCUUCAAUAAUCUCCCUAAAGCUGCCCCGUAUUGAAAAAACCGUAGAAAUCCCAUUUUUGGGUAAUGUUCAUAUGGUGCUUUGGAACAUCACGAUCAAUGAAGUAGGAGUUGGUUCGUCUUAUAUCAAGCCCGGGGAUACAGGAAUUGCGAUGAUAGCUUCGGGGAUGACCUGCAAUAUGAGCAUGAAUUGGCAUUAUUCUUAUAGUACUUGGCUUUUUCCUUUCGUUGUUUCAGAUGAAGGUGGAGCUUCUAUUGGGGUUGAAGGCAUGGAAGUUGGGCUUACAUUAGACUUGGAGAUCCAAGAAGGAACAUUGAAGCUGUCUCUGGUAGAUUGUAGUUGUGUUGUUAAAGAAAUCUCCAUAAUCUUGGAUGGAGGAACAUCUUGGCUUUAUCAAGGGAUGUUUGAUGCCUUUGAAGAACAAAUAGGGUCUGCAGUGGAAAAUGCUGUUACCAAGCAACUUAAAGAAGGGAUUUUAAAGCUUGAUUCUUUUCUGCAAGCUCUUCCAAAGGAAAUUCCUUUAGAUGAUACUGCUUCCUUGAAUGCUACUCUUGUGAAUGACCCUUUACUGAGUAAUUCUUCAAUUGGGUUUGAGAUUAACGGUUUAUUUACUCCAAGAAAACAGGUCCUAGUCCCUAAAUUCUAUGACAAGGAUUCACAACCUUUAGUUUCCUGUGGUAAUUCAUCAAAAAUGCUUGGAAUAUCAUUGGACGAGGCUGUAUUUAACUCUAUGUCAGCCUUAUACUUCAACGCAGAAUUUAUGAAAUGGAUUGUGGAUACAAUACCAGAUCAGUCUCUUUUGAAUACUGCUGGAUGGAAAUUUAUUGUUCCCCAAUUAUACAAGAAAUACCCAAAUGAUGAUAUGAAUUUGAAUAUUUCUUUAUCUUCUCCUCCAGUCAUUAGGAUCUCAGAGCAUCAUACCAUUGAUGUUACUGUCUAUGCGGACUUGGUAAUUGAUGUUUUGGAAGCAGGGGAAUCAAUACCAGUUGCAUGCAUCUCACUGGUAAUUCGUGCCUCAGGUUUCGUCAAAAUCUCAGGGAAUAAUCUUGCUGGAAGUGUGAAAUUGAAAGACUUUACAAUGUCAUUGAAGUGGAGCAAUAUUGGUAAUCUGCGCAUGUAUCUAAUUCAGCCAAUGAUGUGGACUGUUAUCCAAACUGUUUUCUUGCCAUAUGCAAACUCACGCCUUGGAAAAGGAUUCCCAUUGCCAAUCGUUCACGGUUUUACUUUACAAAAUGCUGCUCUAAUCUGCUCAAAUUCAAGAGUUACGGUUUGUGGCGAUGUAACGUAUACAGAAUGAAACAAGCAACUGCUGAUCCACUUCCAGUACAUACACACAACAGGAAUUACUCCGUGGGAUGAAAGGAAAGAUCAAUCUUCUCUCUCUGUAGUUUGUAAAAUGUUGUUGCUCAUUAGGGGUCUGGGGGCAACUCUUCAGGCACUCGGAAUUUGCAAAUUGUGGCACAGUUAUUUGUAUGUUACAAGAAUAUCAGUGUAAAUUUUAUCGAACUGUACAAGCAUACAAAACUCCACUUGACAAUUUGUGAAUAGGGGAACUCAUAUUUAUGCUCAAAUUGAUAUGUGGAUGAGUAACAAUUCUUGGGUAAAGAUUCAAAGUUGAUUCUGGAGUAGGAUUCAAUGUCUACGAUGUACCACUGUGGUUCGAUACAAAUAGAGCUGGUAAAUUUUAUUUCUA